AUGUAUCAUGAUGCUUUAACCCUUAUCAAUUCCCUUUUAAAAGAAUUAAGACGUCUAGAUGAUAAAAUGGUUUUGGUUGAAGUUCAAUUAUUGGAAAACGUAUAUGCAAUUAUUAAUGGCAAGCUUGCAUUACGUUACGCGGGGCGCGAAGUUGAUGCAAUGAAAGCCGUGGCAACUGCACAUCAAAAUCGUUCACUUAAUGAGUUUGAAACUGCAUUAAAAACUUAUAGCGAUGAAUUGGAAAAUGACCCGAUUAUCCGAUCUCAUCUCGCCGCACUUUAUGACACUUUACUUGAGCAAAAUUUGGUUCGCAUAAUAGAACCAUUUUCAAGGGUUGAAAUUUCACAUGUUGCAGAAAUGGUUAAAUUGCCUACAGUUCAUGUCGAAACAAAAUUAUCACAAAUGAUUUUAGAUAAAGUAUUUCACGGAAUUUUGGAUCAGGUAGAAAGUGACGCGUCGGUGUCACCAGGAUCUGUUUUGCUUUGGCUGACAAACGAACUCGGAUAUAGGCAUGGACGGGGUGCUUCUUUACUCGAUGAAGUGACAGAGCAAGAAUUAACAAAGGAAGACAUACAAAAUAAAGGAACAUUAUCAUCACCUGGAUCCGCUUCUACAGAAGAGAAUUACGCGCAACGAAAAUUAAAACUUGAAAAAAAAUUUACACAAACUAGUGAAAUUGUUCAAGAAACAGAACAACAAAUAACUCAUUUGAUUUCACGUAUUGCGAACUCACAAAUUCGAUCUGUUAAAGAUGAAAUAAGUGAAAAAAAGAAUAAGAUUUAUAUGAAACAGGUUUUUCGCGAGAAUUGUAGGCGUUUUAUGAACUCUGAAGCUGAAUAUCGGAAACUCUUGGAAGAGUUUAAACCCAAGGCAGGGACUAAAGAUGAAAUAAACACAAAAUCUGAGCAGUUUACCGGUAAAAAACUUAUUACAGAUGAAGAUUCUAGUCGAGUUCAGCGGAUGAUAUAUGCCGAUUAUGAGGCUGCACAAGCCGCACUUAAUAUGAUUUCUAGUUUUGCCGAAGGGCUUGAAAGACGGUGUCAAGGAUUAGCGUCAUCAAGUGACGAAUUAGCAGCAAUUUCCGAUAGUGUCUCUAAUUCAAAUCAAAAACAAAAACAGAAAGACAUUCAAAACUUAAUUUCCAUUAAUCAACGAACAGGAGAAGGCUUGCUUGAACAAUCUCGAGAGCUCGACCCUUUUAAAUUGCGUCUUGAAUCCUUAACUAAGGAUCUUGAUUGCUCUAUGUUACAAGAGAACGAGCAGUUUCAAGAUUUGGAUUUAAA
Racocetra fulgida is the source of this 1283-nucleotide messenger RNA. Lineage: Eukaryota; Fungi; Glomeromycota; Glomeromycetes; Diversisporales; Gigasporaceae. The record is from the annotation of a GenBank genome assembly.